This is a messenger RNA of Bacillus rossius redtenbacheri, 1602 nucleotides long. Its product is annotated as galactokinase-like. Gene Ontology annotation, cellular component: cytoplasm; cytosol. The transcript has 8 exons. Lineage: Eukaryota; Metazoa; Arthropoda; Insecta; Phasmatodea; Bacillidae. The coding region runs from base 129 to 1307 and encodes 392 amino acids. Gene Ontology annotation, biological process: carbohydrate phosphorylation; galactose metabolic process. The record is from RefSeq and is a predicted model, not a curated record. Gene Ontology annotation, molecular function: ATP binding; galactokinase activity.
UUUUUUUGCAGAUUUUUUUUUUACCAUUCCGUCAUUGUUGAUUAAAAAAGUGCCAAUAUCUUAUCUAAUGUUGCGCAUUUCGAGGUUGGAACGUAUUCGGGCCGCAGAUCCUAAACUCGUCCCGCAAAAUGGCUAGUUCUUUCGCUCCCGUGUGCGACGUUUACGCCCAAGCACGUAAAUGUUUCGUAGAGAAUUUCGGCUCCGCGCCGGAGGCGGCUGCGUGUGCGCCGGGCCGCGUUAAUUUGAUUGGCGAGCACACGGACUACAACGAUGGCUUCGUGCUGCCAAUGGCCCUGCCGAUGGUCACGGUGGUCGUCGGCAGGAAGAACGACUCGGACGAGUGCAACGUGGUGACCACCUUCCAGGACACGGACCAGCCCCCCCGCGUGACCUUCCCGGCCCCGUCCAAGGGCCAGCUGGAGCCCGGCGCCCCCGCCUGGUCCAACUACGUCAAGGGGGUCGUCGCCAACUUCAAAGGCACCGUUCCCGGCUUCGACGCGGUGGUCGCCUCGAGCGUGCCGGUGGGCGGGGGACUGUCCAGCAGCGCCGCGCUGGAGGUCUCCGUCUACACCUUCCUGGAGCGCCUGACGGGGCAGACGGCCGACACGCCGACGGACAAGGCGCUGGCGUGCCAGAAGGCGGAGCACGAGUUUGCGGGGAUGCCGUGUGGCAUCAUGGACCAGUUCAUCUCCGUGCUGGGCAAGAAAGGGAACGCGCUCCUCAUCGACUGCAGGUCCCUGGGACACUCGCUGGUGCCGCUGGACAACGAGGACGUCGUGGUGCUCAUCACCAACUCGAAGGUGAAGCACGAGCUGACGGGCAGCGAGUACCCCGCCCGGCGCGCCCAGUGCGAGGCGGCGGCCCGCGCCCUCGGCGUGCCGAGCCUGCGUGACGCCAAGCCCGAGAACCUCACAGCCCUGGAAGGGAAGGACGUGGACGACACGACCUUGAGGCGGGCCCGGCACGUCGUCUCGGAGAUCGAGCGGUGCGAGCGCGGGGCGGAGGCCCUGAUGCGGGGCGACUACGUGGCGUUCGGCAAGCUGAUGGUGGAGAGCCACGAGUCGCUGAGGGACGACUACGAGGUGUCGUGCGCGGAGCUGGACCGGCUGGUGUGCGCCGCGCUGCAGGCGGAGGGAGUCCUGGGCUCGCGCAUGACGGGCGCCGGCUUCGGGGGCUGCACCGUCACGCUGGUGUACAAGGGCGCGGUCGAGAAGGCGAUCGCAAACAUGAAGGCCAAGUUCAGCGGCGACCCAGAGUUCUUCAUCGUGACGGCCUCGGAUGGGGCAAAGUUCAUAGACACCAAGUAACCCCGGCAGUCACGGGGUGCAGACACGGUGCUUGCUUUUAAAAAAAAAAUACUUACGUUUACUAACGUGUCUUUCCAACUCUCCUUUACUUAUCGAAACCAAAAAAAAUAAUUAUAUUUAAAAAGUUCCUAUGGUUUUAAACCAUGUUCUGUCACUAUUUUCUUCAGUAUUUCAUCGUUUGGUGCUAAAUUGAGGUUUUAAGUGUUUUUGUUUUAUUUUGUUCGAUGUACCUGUUACCUACAGUUUGACUGUGUUAAGUACAACAUUAUGAAAAUUAUAUAUUUUAUGAAUUAUC